Messenger RNA from Argentina anserina (silverweed cinquefoil), 2682 nucleotides. RefSeq lists its product as uncharacterized. Bases 1 to 2682 code for a protein of 893 amino acids. The transcript is spliced from 18 exons. The record is from RefSeq and is a predicted model, not a curated record. Lineage: Eukaryota; Viridiplantae; Streptophyta; Magnoliopsida; Rosales; Rosaceae.
AUGUCGUGGUUAAGAAAUGCGGUGAACUUGGCCGUCGAAGCAGGCCCUGCAAGGACCCUCACUCGCACCGUCCGUAACUACGCCGACACCGUCGUCCUCCACGCUGGCAAUGCAGUCGCCGGCGGCGCCAGGCUUAUCCUCCCCGAUCGCAUCGGUCCAAGGAAUUUACAGAGCUUUAAGCAGACAGUGAAAAGAUUGGAGGAAGUGUCGGUUUCGUGUCGAGGGAUUGAGAGAGUGCAGCUAUUGAGAAGGUGGUUGGUUGCGCUUAAAGAAAUAGAGAGGUUGACCGCCAUUUGCAAUGAGGACAAGAAUUCUGAUGAUCACCUUAUUUCCGAUGAAAACUCCGAUUCCCCGAAAAAACCUACCCUGGUUUAUUAUGUUGAUGGUGAUAUGGGAGAUGAACCAAAAACUUUUCGAGAUGUUUUUCUCCAUAGCCAAGCUCUUGAAGGGAUUACAUUGUCCAUGAUUCUUGAAGAACCAAUUGAGGAAGAAGUUUCGCUACUUUUGGAGAUAUAUGGGCUCUGUCUUACAGGAGGAAGAGAAGUACAUGGUGUAGUGAUGAGUAGCGUACAAAAUUUGGCAAAAGCACUUUCAUCCUACCAAGAUGAAGUACUGAUAAAGCGAGAAGAAUUGCUCCAAUUGGCUCAAAAUGCAAUUUCAGGGCUUAAAAUAAAUGCUGAUCUCACAAGAAUAGAUGCUGAAGCCUGCAGCAUAAGGGAAGAACUUGAUAAGCUGAUGGCACUGCAGCAGCCUUUAAGUGAAAGAAGCAACAAUUCAUCUGAGGCAGAGAAAGGUGCAACAGUAGAGAAUUUAAAAGCAGCUCUCGUAGAAAUUCAACUAUGUUCACGGUUGGAGUCUCUGCUACUAAAGCAGAAAUCUUUGAGCAAUGGGGACUCACCUGAGCUGCACACUGAAAAGGUGGAAAAAUUGAAGGUAUUAUCAGAAUCUCUUGCUAAUUCCACCUCACAGGCAGAAAAGCGCAUUUUGGACCACAGAUAUCAGAAAGAAGAAGCUCUUAAUUUUCGUGUAGCUAAAGCUAAUGAAGUAACCCAACUUGAAAAGGAUUUAGUGGCAGAGAUUGCACAAAUGGAAAAGCAAAGAGAAGAACUCCAAGAAGCACUAAAGAAGGUCAUUAUCUCAUUGAAUGCUCUUCGUGGACGCCUGCACAAUGCGAGAGAAGAAAGAGAACAAUUUGAUGAAGCAAGUAAUCAGCUUAUCGUACACUUAAAAUCAAAGGAAGAUGAACUUUCACGAUCCAUUGAUUCAUGUAGAGCAGAAGUUGAUGUUGUCAAUACUUGGAUUUGUUUUCUGGAAGAUACCUGGGUUCUUCAGGCAACGCACACAGAGAAAAAGGAGAAGCAGGUCAAUGCGGAACUGGAGAAAUAUGGAGCCUAUUUUGUGAAUUUGGUAAUCCAUCUUCUCUCUACUUAUAAGGAAAGCUUGCAUUCAUCCAUCACCUGCAUUAGGAAUCUUGUGGAGAGAUUGAGUUUAAGUGAAGGUUCAAAUAUAACAAUUGGUAAAGAUGAUGAAAGUUCAAACAAAAAUAAUCCAAGGAGACAUAUUGAAGAGGAAUAUCUGGAUGUGGAAGCCAAGUUAUUGACCACCUUGAGUGUAGUCGACACCAUGAAAAGGCAAUUUUAUGUUCAACAUGAAGGCAUUUACAGGAAAGAUGGACAGAAAGUCAAAGAGCUCUUUGAUGACCUCAAGAGCAUAAAAGAUGAAUUUGAAUCCAUUGAAAGACCUGUAUUGGUAAUUGAAGCUUCACCGCAAAAACCAGACACACCACCUACUGAUGGGCCGUUUAUAGGUACAACUCCCACGUCUACCUCACCAUUGGGAAUCAGGGCUCCAUUUUUCAGACGAGACGGAUCAUUGAAGUUGUUUAAGAAGGAGAGGAAACUAGAUCAAAAAGAAGAAUCAGUGAAACUAGAUCCACCUUCGGCAACCAAGUCUUCACACUCUAAACAGGAUGAAGUAUCCGAGUCUUCCUCAGAUAAGCAGGAGGGAAAAUCAGACUCAAAGGUAGAAUUGGCUAGAUUAUAUCGAGGACUUGAUUCCGAUAGCAGAGAAAACUCAAUAGAUCAUGAAGAGAUUACUGACUGGGUGUUUGAUGAACUUGAAAAAUCAGUAAACACCCCUCCUGCCAAAGAAACUACCAGUGCUUCUGCCAAUGAAAACACCACUGCUCCUUCCUUAGAUAUCACCACUGAUCCUGCUAAGGAAAUCACCAUAGUUCCUCCUUCCACAGAAAACACCAUUGCUUUGCGCCAAGAAAAUAACACUGCCCCCUCUGUAAACACCAUUUCCCCUGGUAAGGAAACAACCACUGCUACUCCUUCCAAAGAAAAUACCACUGCUCCUGCUAAGGAAAUCAGCAGUGCUUCAAAAGAACAAACCACUGCUCUGGCCCAAGAAAACAUCACUGCUGCUGUUAAGGAGAUCACCACUGGUUCUCCUAAAGAAAUCACCACUGCUCCUGCUAAGGAAGUAAGAACAGCUCCUUCCCAAGAAACCGCUACUGUUCAUGCCACCGAAAACACCACUACUUCAAAAGAAAACAACAAUGCUCCUCAAGAAAUCGCCACUACUCAUUCCAACGAAAACACCACUGCGGCUCCUACGAAGGAAAGCACCACUACUCCUGCCAAGGAAAACACCACUGUUGAUCAGCAAGAAAAAUAG